AUGAGAGACUAUUCUAGAGUUGCUUUGGAGCUGAUGGCAACCAUCACCAACCCCGCAAUCAUUGAUCGUCUCUCGAAUUGCAAUCUAUACCGCCUGAGAACCAACGUCAUCUUCGGAGUGACUUGGUCUACGGAAGACAAUCACACCUACUGGCCCUCUGUCAGUACCAGCGACAUCGUGGAAAUGGAGAACGCCUGGGGAAGAGACAGACUCGAGCAUUUCAAUCUACACUAUUUCGACAAUAUCUACAUCGCAGAGGGCCAUUAUAUCUCCAACUGCAUCGGCCAGACAUGCUUUCGAGUACACGAACUCAUCGAUUACAUGUACGAGCAAGAAGAGCAAGAAAGGGAGAGGGAACGGCUCGAGAUGGUCCGCUUCCUUCGAGAGGCGAAAACCCUUGCGCAAGAGCUACCCGUGACGGGACACAGGCGCAGUUGCUGGACUGAAUCAGCCAUUCUUGACAACGAGUUCAAAUCGGCACCUGGUAUCUUUAAAUUGAUUCAAAUCACCAUUAUUUCUCCGGGCAUCGGUCUACGAUCGAACUUGAUGGGUUUCUUUUUUGCCGCUUUUGAGCAUAGGUGUCCCCAGAAGGCCAAUGGAUAUGGCCCUUGGUCGACACAUAUCAAAAGCAUAAAAGAAAAUCACGCUGCUGUUAUCCUCAUGCUCUGUCCUCUGCAAGAAAAUCAGAUCAUGGCUGAAUCGGACGGGCCAUGA
Molecule: messenger RNA, 714 nt
Organism: Fusarium mangiferae
Lineage: Eukaryota; Fungi; Ascomycota; Sordariomycetes; Hypocreales; Nectriaceae
Exons: 2
Coding region: 1-714 (237 amino acids)
Source: RefSeq, a predicted model, not a curated record